Dentiscutata heterogama is the source of this 243-nucleotide messenger RNA. The record is from the annotation of a GenBank genome assembly. NCBI's taxonomy places the organism in Eukaryota, Fungi, Glomeromycota, Glomeromycetes, Diversisporales, Gigasporaceae.
CAUCAUACCAAAGUUUUACUCGUGAAAUCUUGCAUAAUACAGUCUCAAAGAUAAUUCCAUCUAUAGAACAAAACCAAACUACAAAUAAUAAUAAUUCAACACCAAUUCCAACUAAUCAAGUAGCUGGUCCAAUUAGACAAAGAAGUAUCUGUUUAAGAAAAUUUAAACCAUUUGAUGCUUCUAAGCCAUUUCGUAUUCCAUUCAAAGCACCUACCUUCAAUAAUAAUGAAACUGAUUCUUCUA